UGGAGCCGGUGUAAAAGUGUAUUCAGUGUUGGGGUCGCCUGUGUAAGUGUUCGUGUUAUCAGCUGUCAAGUUGGGAAUUUUACAUUCUGAGAACACCGAAUCAAAGUAUCGAAAAUGCGUUGUUGGUUAGUUGUGGCAUUAAUUGCCUUCGUUGUCGUCUGUGACGCGAGGAGGGUGAAAAGGGAACAUAAGCAUCAUACGAAAACACACCACAACCAACACGAGAAAUCCGUGAAACACCACCUCGAAACGGACAAGAAAGCGCAUCACGUUGGCCAUGGUGGGAACACUCUUCACUUAAAGAGAGUGUCAGGCUGCAACUGUCCAGAGGGCCAGGUGUGUGUGGAGGGCUCCGCUACCAGGAAGCCGCUGUGUGUCAACAGACACUUCCUGAAACAAGGAGAGAGGCUGUUCAGGGACUUCCAGCGACACCACCCAGACAUUAAGUAUGAGGGACAGCAGGCCAAACACCAUCAGGUCCAGCCCCACAUUGAGAAACCUCAUGAUGUCCACAUCAGUGUCCAUGCCGAACAUGAGGCUGACCACCCCAGCAACAAGCAGCAUGAUGCCCAGCACUCUGUCAGUAGGCAUCAAGAAAUGCAGCUUCCUCGCAACAAGUACCCUAGCAACAAACACCAUGAGAUCAAGCAUGUCAGCAACAAACAUCACAAUGAGGUUCAUGAUAAGAGUCAUCACAUUCUGGAACAUCAUCAGAGAACUGGCAGCAUGAACCACCAUGCUCAUCACAAGAAGGUUGCAGUGUGCACCCAGGAUGACUUUAGCGACAUGCGGCAGCGUCUCACAGGAUGGUUCCGCUUGCUUCAUGCUGAGGACAAGGAGCAUCGUCGUAAUCACCAUGGCAACCAUCACAAGAAACACCACCACCUCUCUGUCAAGAAGGAGCUUAGAGAUCACCAUGACGGCAAGUGCAAGGCCCAGCCCUCUGUAAUGUGGAAGUUCCACACUCUGGAUGUGGACACCGACCACCACCUCACCAUCGCUGAACUUGCCGAGAUGGAAAACAAUGGUCGGGAGCCAUGUCUGCGACCAUUCCUCGAGUCCUGCGACACAGACAGAGAUGCCAGACUUUCUGGGCAUGAGUGGAGAUGCUGUUUUGCUGAUGCCAUUCCUCCAUGCUAUGCCAAACAAAGGAACAACCAUCUGGAGACAGAGGCGUACAUUCCCCGCUGUGACCGUGAGGGAUACUUUGAGAAGGAGCAGUGUCAUGGCCGCACCAUGGAGACCAGGACAUGCUGGUGUGUCGACCUCAAUGGAAAUGAGAUCCCGAAGACAAGAGCUCGAGUCAGGGCACAUUGUGAAAAGGUUGAUGUCCUUGGCCACAUGAAGAAGCACUAAGCAGCUUGGGGGAUAUGUACAGUUACAUCAGGAGUUAAUGUACUAUAAUGUAUUGGUGAACAUAGCACUAGUUCAGCAGAAUCUACCAUGUGUUGUAGACACUAAACAGGAACUAAAUGGAAAGUUAAUGGUCACACGCUACUUGAAGAUGUCCAUCCAAAUCAGCCAAAAUGAAGGAAUUGUGAUACACACAGCUUAACUGCUUGACACAUUCAUGUUGAAGACAGUCCGAAGUAUGAAGUCUAAUGGUGGUAGUAGCCAUCUUUGCCAGAACCUUUGAAGCUUCAUGAAAAUGUUAAAUAUUAGUGUGAAUGCUUUUAACAGUCAAUUAUUUCUUAAUUAUACUACUCAAAACAAGACAAGGAAGACAAAUUUCUGUCCUACUGUAGCUGAUCUGUCUGCAUGACCUAUAGACUAUAGUAGUAUGAAAGAAUCGGGUGUGUUUUUGAGUAGUAUGUUUUCGUAAGAAAUGUGAAUGGUUAAUCAGCUAAGAAUAUUGUCUGUCACAUUUUUGUUGUUUCCUGUUUUUGACCCAUGCAGGUUUAUUUGAUACAAAAGAUGGAACUUAAAGAAAUAUUGAUAUGUCUAUACAAGGAGACCCUUCCUGUUGUGCGUGGUCCUCUCAUUGACAGCAUUCGUUGGUAUGUCUAUGCAAUGUUUUUUUUCUAUGUACUUGCUGCUGAUUUGGUCACGUGGCAACAAUUGAUGUUUUUCACAUUUUCUUUUUUCCAAAAAUGAUCUUGUGCAACAAUUUGUCGUUGGGGACAGGUAAAAUGAAUUUUGGUUUUGUGAUAUUUCAUUUUUCAGAUCAUGUAGACUGUGAAAUUAUUUGAGAACUGUUUUCACCUGUACAUAUUGGAAUCACAAUAUACAAAUUGGAAUCAGUUGUAACACAAGCAGAAUCUUUUUGUAAUACUUCAUAGUAUGGUAGUUGCAACAUGGUGCUUACUUGUGUAGCCUGAUAUCAGUGUAUGAAAUAAGCCAAAAACCCAGCCAGGCAUCAGGGGUGGCAACUUCAAAAUGGAUUUAACCAGACCAGACAAUCCAAAGAAAAUUACUCAGAUGUAUGGAACAUGUUUUCUAAAAACUUUUACCAGACCAUCAGGCUGGCUAGCUGUAAAUGUAGACUGCCUGUCAGAAAUCUAGGGCGUCUCGGGCAGUUGGACGGGCCUUAUUUCAUGCACUGCUGAUAUAUGUAAACGUGUGUGACAGUACCACAGACUUUGGACAUCAUGCAUUGUAAAGAAUGGAAGAUAAUUGUACGUCUAUAUCUACAAAGAUAUAAGCACAACGUUGUGUGGCAGGAUAUUUUAUACAAAGCCACUGCUGCCACUUUUGGUUAUGAAGAGAAUGUUUGGAUGAAUAUGGUCACACAAUUAUGAUGGUCAUUGAGAUCGGACUGUAAUCAUGAUUAUGCUCUAUACAUGUCCGCAGCCACUCUUCCUGUUUAAGAAAAAACUACUUUCAUGUACUUUCUGUGUUAGUAUCUACUUUUGUCUUGCUUUGUGAAAUUGAUGUAUGAUUGCAAAUAACACUUGUAUAACCAAUGAGCUGUGUUGAAGGGUGGUGUACUCGUACUUAGAUAUAUAUAAUUACUUUUCUAGAUAUAAUGUACUUGUUUUAUAAAGGUGUAGAUUUGUUCUGGUUCCUGACAAGUCAAUAGCCAACCAAUUUUAGUAACCUCUUUACAAUUUGUAUUUUCAUGGUACAUUUUGAUAUUUAGUUGUUUAUAAAAUACUGCCAUAAGUUGGUAACCAUCUGGUUCCCAAUCGACAAAGCGUUCGUUGAGCUACAACAUUCAUAAGCCAAUAGUAAACAGAGUUACAACAGGUUGUGACUUUACGAAUGCUUUGUGGAUAGGGUCCGUGAUCUUUAUGUAAUUUCAAACCCAAGUAUUGGAACCUUGACAUUUCUUAGGUUGUGAGAUCACCUGAUUUCCUUCUCUGAAUAUGGUGAUAGACCAUGUCUGUACCUCUUUGUCUAUUCUGUUCUUUUGGACUUGUGUAAAAAAUUGUGUUUCUGUUUAGAUGUACUGUUGGUUGUGACAAAUAUUAGAGUGCCAGGGUAUAUGUACUUAGCUUCUUUUCAGGUGUCAAAUGUGAUGAAAUUAGGUAAUUUACCAUUUUUAGCCUUUUUAGCAAUUAUGGAUGAAAUCCAUUGUUUUUAGGAGCACUGCACAGUUUGUUUAUCUGUGUAUCUUAACUGGUUGUCAUGGGUACUGUGUAGGUUUAUCCUUUUCACUCUGAAACCAGUAUUUUAGGAUGUAUUUUUAGAAAUAUGGAAACUGUGAUUUGCAUAACAAUUAUAAUCCCAGCUACUCUAUAGAAGGUGCAGUCAGUUAUCUGAUAUGCUCGCCUUGUCAGUAGUUUACAAAUCGUGCACAUUGAGUUCUGUCAUUAUUUUUGAUGAUGUAUUGACUUUGUAAAGUGAUCAAGUUCGCUACUGCAACCUGUUCUUUCCCAGAAUCAACAAAUACUGUAUAUGACAAUAGUUUGAAGCUUAACAUACUGUACAUACAAUUGUCAUUGUUAAACAACGAAUAGUACUAGAAAGUUCAGAUUUCAGGAUAUAUGCUAAGUAAUUGUAUGAUUUGAUUUUGAAUUUAUUGGAGAUGCUUGUUACGUGUUGAAGUAACUCAAGUGCUAUGUAAAAUAUAUAUAAUUGUUACAUAAAUAUUUUGUGCAUUUCUUCAAUUCUAAAACUGUGUUACAGACCUCACACCUAUCAUUCCUGUUAAGAACUCAGAUCUUCCAACGUUUUAUUUAUCAUGUUUAUUUGCCUUCCUUUACAUUAGAAAUAAAUAAACUUUUUCUUCUAA
This is a messenger RNA of Haliotis rubra (blacklip abalone), 4174 nucleotides long. RefSeq names its product histidine-rich glycoprotein-like. The record is from RefSeq and is a predicted model, not a curated record. The transcript is spliced from 10 exons. The coding region runs from base 115 to 1356 and encodes 413 amino acids. Gene Ontology annotation, molecular function: calcium ion binding. NCBI's taxonomy places the organism in Eukaryota, Metazoa, Mollusca, Gastropoda, Lepetellida, Haliotidae.